Molecule: messenger RNA, 1055 nt
Organism: Conger conger (European conger)
Lineage: Eukaryota; Metazoa; Chordata; Actinopteri; Anguilliformes; Congridae
Gene: ttc36
Product: tetratricopeptide repeat domain 36
Exons: 3
Coding region: 130-699 (189 amino acids)
Biological process (GO): cilium assembly
Molecular function (GO): protein binding
Source: RefSeq, a predicted model, not a curated record
UUUACGAUUGGUUAAAACUUCUGGAAAGGCUAGGUUAACGGUACACGUUUUAUUUAAGUCACUAAGCAUAUGUUACAGCAGCUUUAGUUAAAACGUGUUCAAAUCGCGCUGUUAUUUCUUUUUCCGAGCAUGGCUACAGCACACGACAGAGCCGUUCUUCAAACUAUAUUCAGCCCGACAACCCCAUUCGGAGAUGUGCCUGGCUUGAACCAAAUAGAGGACCUGAACGAUGACGACCGUGUGUUCGACUCACACCUCCUGAAGCAGGUGAAGGACUUGGAGGUUCUGGGUGUAGCAGCCGCAGAAUCGGGCGACUUGCCCGCGGCACUAGAGCGCUUCAGCGAGGCAAUCAAGGUGCUGCCACAGAGAGCCUCUGCCUAUAACAAUCGAGCCCAGACGCGUCGGCUUCUGGGGGACACUGAAGGAGCACUGGAGGAUCUUGAGCAAGCCAUUUCUCUGAGUGGGGGUGCAGGUUUUACUGCCUGUCAAGCCUUGGUACAGAGGGGCCUGCUGCUCCGUCUGGCAUGUCGGGACGAGGAUGCACGAGUGGACUUCGAACGUGCGGCGGCGCUAGGCAGCGAGUUUGCCCGCUACCAGGCAGUGCUGCUCAAUCCUUAUGCUGCACUCUGCAACCGCAUGCUAUCCAAGGUCAUCAACAAACUGCGCAACCCAGAGAUUUAUGGUUCACAUGAUCCAUAGGUGGUUUUAAAGACUAAUUACGACAAAAGAUGGUGCAUGCCAGUUUUCAAUUCAAACAAUUACUAAAUUAGGCUCUUUGACAGUUGCUUCAUUAAAUGAAUAGAAUUAGAUCUCACCUGAGCACCUGUGCGCAUCAUUUUUGCCUGGUACAAAUCAGGUGAAAUAAUGUGAGUGUGUGCAUGCAUGCCUGCGCAAGUUUUUUUUCCUCAUCUUAUUCUGAUCCCUGUACAUUUUUCAUUUGUCCGUAAGCCACCUUGUUUUUACUGGAAUUGAAAGUGCUUCAUGCCAGCCCUGGUAUGUCACUCCAGUAAAGUAACCAUCUAUUGAAAACAGUGAAUAAAAACAAUUUGGCUCAA